Messenger RNA from Rodentolepis nana, 2619 nucleotides. Lineage: Eukaryota; Metazoa; Platyhelminthes; Cestoda; Cyclophyllidea; Hymenolepididae. The record is from the annotation of a GenBank genome assembly.
AUGUUUCAGCCCGGAGAUAAAGUCUUCGCGAAGAUGAAGGGAUUUCCUUUUUGGCCCGCUAGGGUCGAUCCCGUUCCUGACCAUGUUGAGGUACCAAAAGGAAAGCUUCCUGUUUUCUUUUAUGGAACUCAUCAAGUGUCAUUUCUUCCUUCCAAGAGUCUCGUAAGUUUUGAAGCUAACAGGGAUUCGCACGGAAAAAGAAAGAAUGUCGCGAGAGCAAUGGAGGAAAUUGAUUUGGAUCCAGAUGUUUUGCUUCUCGGCAAAGAUCCUUCUGCUGAAGCUUUUUGGGAGUCUAUGUAUCCCCGUACAUCUGCUGUUAUGGAGCUAAAACCGGAAUCUGUUUCUUCGCGUUCCCUUAGUCCCCUACCGAUAAAGGCUACUAAACGCAAGACCUCUAAAGCCACUCGUACCCCAGUUACUAAACGUCGGCGAUCAGAUACCAAAGAUGAUGAAUGUGACAGUUUAUCUUCUUUAAGUGAAUUUGAAGUUGCAGAGCCAAGGGUUACAACUAUUGAUGUGGAGACACUCAAAAGGGGACUUUUCUCAAAUAAGGAACCGACUAGUGAUAAGCCUACGAAAGUGUCUAGAAAGAAGAAACGCCAGAAUUCUAAAGACACUAAGGAGUCGUGUUCUUUGUCCAAACUUUCAAGGGUAUAUGAAAAUGCUGUUGAAAUGGAACAUAAACUCGAGGGAAAUGCUGAAUCUAAUGACAAUUCCUCUAUUGAAAUUAAGGAAAUAAAUGCCAACGAUGUGUCUAUUGGCGCAUUAUUUGGUGCAAAACAACCCACUAACGAACCACAACAGAAAUCCCAACUUUCCACAACUCACUUUCAGUCUCCUCUCAUUGACGGGGAAAAUAGUUCUGACAUAUCGGUUGGUUAUGUUUCGCCAAUAGCUGAAAAGUACAGGGAAUCUAAUUUCCGAACGAAGCGUGCAGUUAGUAGUUUAUCGGACUCGGAUGAUAAAUCUCUUGACGAGGAUUUAAAUCGCAAUACUGAGAUGGGACCUUCUCCAUCCUAUGUUGUGAAUGGCAAUGCUCACAUUCAUGACAAACUUGAUUUUGAGAUCAACGAUGAUGGUUUUAUCAAAUCGCCUAAUAAGUCUGCUUGUUCUGAGCUCAAUUCCUGGCGUGAUUCCCCUGUUCUCGAGCAACCAGAUGAAAUGAGCGAUGAAAAUAAUGAUAGCGCUCUUACACGAACAAUUUCGGUGAAUCCUCUUCGUACUGACGUAAAUGAGGCAGAAAAAAUUCCAUCAUGUGAUUCGAUUCGUGAAGCCAAUACUCACACUGGCCCUAGCACCCCUUGUUCUGAGUCGGCUAAGCAAGAUUUGGUCUUCGAUGAUGCCCAUCGGAACAAACCGGAAUCAAGAAAGAAUAAUAAACGUAUUCGAACGUUUUCUGGGAGCGAAUCUGAAAGUGACAAAUCAUCAAAGUCUAGAAUUAGUAAGAAGCUUUCCCGGAAAAGAAGACGUAAUCACCAGCGUGCUAUUGAAAGGGAAUAUAAAUCCGAAGAAAUUAAAUCGAAGAAGUCUGUUGAAAGAAAAGAGGCAAAAAGCGGCGUUGCUCCACCUGCCAUUGAUACCACUCAGCAUCUUCGCAAUUUGGUGUUAAAGCUAAAGUCGAGUUUGCUGCGUGGUCGUGAAAAUUACGGUGCUGCUGUUAACGUGUUAGAAUGCAUACGUGCGACGCCAGUUACUUUGCUUCAACUUACUGAAGUGUGGGAACUCACCGACUGUGUAAAGAAGUGCAAGAAAUAUCGUCUUUCUGAGGAGGUGCGAAUUGCGGCCUCCAAGACCAUAGCCCGUUUUCAGGAGAUUCAGAGUGGAGCUUCUAAGGAGGAGGUAAUCAAAGUCAAGGCUAUUCUGGAGGAACGAAACAAAACUCGAAAACAGCAGGAACACGAACAAUGUAAACUACAGGAGCCUUCGAAAACGCCUGAAAAUAAAUCUGCCUCCGAAAGUACUCCUAAAGAGAUGGUAGUUGAAGUUCAAGUUUCUUCUGUAACCCAGUCUCCAAUCUCAAAUUUAUCGCCAGAUCAAACUAAACGAAAAUUUUCUCUGGAAGCUUUGCGGGCAGAGUUAGAUGAAAAGGCCAAUAACUUACUAGCUCGAUUAGCAGCUACUGAGGCACGUUUAAUGGCUGAGCGUAGCAAGAAAUCAAACAGUAAUGAAACGACUCCCAAAAAUCAGUCAUCUACUCAACCAAUCCCCCAUCGGAAAGUUGAGGAAGCUCUUUCCCGUGUUGAUGAGGUUGCAAGUCGAUUGACAGUGGAUCUGGAUGCUGGAUCUGGAACUGAUCCUCUUCCACCUCCCCCGCCACCCCCUCUCCCUUUUCUUUCUCAAAAUCGACUUUCUUCCAAUCGUUCUCAAAACUCCCAACCGGUUGAUUUAGACACUCGUAUCAGUCAGCUGAUGAAGGGUGUCAUUACCCCAACGACCACGUCUCCCAAAUCCCAUCGUUCCGAGUCAUCUUCUGAACUGCCAUCUACAAAACUUCUAGCUAUUCGUGAGGAGAUUAAACGGAAACGGAAAGCUACAGCAGAAAAGAAGCAGGAAUUGCUCGAUGCUGCUCGGAGGGACAAAUCUAAGGAUGAUGUGAUCUAUGAUCUUCUCGGCGUUUAG